This is a messenger RNA of Belonocnema kinseyi, 575 nucleotides long. RefSeq lists its product as uncharacterized. Lineage: Eukaryota; Metazoa; Arthropoda; Insecta; Hymenoptera; Cynipidae. The record is from RefSeq and is a predicted model, not a curated record. Bases 51 to 356 code for a protein of 101 amino acids. The transcript has 5 exons.
UUUCCGAAGCUUUUUUUCGAUAAAGAAGCUUGACUGAAUAGAAAUUUAAGAUGUUUGCAAAAUUCGCAUCAGGUUUUUUAUUACUAGCUGUCGCAACUUUAUUUUUGGAUACCUAUGCUAUCACCAUCAGCACCGACCAACCGGGCAAAAUGAAUUUUAUGAGCUACGGAAAGUGUCUUUUUAAAUGUCAUAAAUCUCACAAGGACCCAGUUUGUGCAAUGCUUGGUAAUGGAAAACAUGUUAACUUCGGAAGAAAAACGUACGAUUGCCUCAAAAAAAACUGCGGGCGAGGUGGAAUAAUCAAACAUACGGGUGUAUGUAUGGCAAGUGAUCUGAAACGAGAACAUUCAUCAUAAAAGCCUGCAUUCGUCAUCCAUAUCGCAUAUUUCGGGUGGCCUAGAAUGAUUAUAAAACAUACUUUUAUUCUCUACAAUAUAAUAUAAUAUAUGUGCUUCGACUAAAUGUAAAUGACGUCACUUAGCAAAAAUUUUACACUUCUUAACGAAAAACAAAUGUAUAUAAGUGCAAUACUUAUCGUAACACAUUCAUGUUAAAUAAAUUAAAUUUUUAAAUAU